Molecule: messenger RNA, 1638 nt
Organism: Peronospora matthiolae
Lineage: Eukaryota; Oomycota; Peronosporomycetes; Peronosporales; Peronosporaceae
Source: the annotation of a GenBank genome assembly
AUGCCAAAGUCCCCAGAGAGUGCAAAGAAGAUGCUAGAAGGCAUCCACAGCGAUGUCUGUGGUCCUAUGCAAACAGCUUCGCUCGGUGGAAGCAGAUACUUUGUCACGUUCAAUGAAGAGUAUUCACACUUUAGUGUGGUGUUCUUGCUUAAGAACAAGUCUGAAGUGGCUUCUAAGUUUGCCGAAUUCGUCGUAUUUGCAGAGACUCAGACAGGAAACCGCGUCAAGCUACUUCGCAGUGACAACGGCGGAGAUUACAAGUCGCAUGAGAUGACCAAGCUGUGCAGCAGUCGUGGCAUUGUACAAAAGUUCACGCCUCCCUACACACCUCAACUCAACGGAGUGGCAGAACGGAUGAACAGGACAUUGGUGGAAUGCGCGCGCUGCAUGAUGGAGCAUGCCGGACUGUCGAAGGAAUACUGGGGCGAAGCGGUUGUAACCGCUACAUUUCUUCGAAACCGAUGUCCAACACGUGCCACAAGUCAAGACAAGUCGCCACAUCAAAUCUGGACCGGCAAGAAACCGCUGUUUUCAAAUCUGAAGGUGUUCGGUUGUCACGCAUACGUGACGGUCCCGAAGCAAAAGCGCAUCAAGUUUGAUGCGCAGUCAGUCUAUUGCCGCUUCAUAGGAUACUCUGAACACGAGAAAGCGUAUCGCUUUGAAGAGAUCAAGAGCCGUCGUGUUCUAGUGAGCCGCGACGAAAAUUCAUGGAAGACGUCUUCGACAGUGGGAGACGCACCGAAAGAGACGCAGAAGAUGUCUUUGAAAGUCAAGAAGAUGAGACCUGACGAAGAAGACGCUGCGCAAGACCAAGAUACGGAGCCCGGCAGUAAGCGCCACACGCGAACCCCUUCGUUGGAACAAGCUGUGGAGAUUCCGGUUCCCAAGCGGCAGAGUCAAAGAAUUUUGCUCAAAAACAUGUCGGCGGUGGCACAAGUCGAGGACGACUUUGAGACAGCCUACGUUGUGGAUUCAGUGGGAGAUAUGCCGAAAACGUUUAAGUCGGCGAUGGAAUCCAACAACGCGGUCAAGUGGAAGGAAGCGUGCGACUCCGAAAUCGACUCCCUCCGCAAGAACAAGACAUGGCAGUUGGUGCAAUUACCUAAGGGUCGGAAAACUAUCGGACGCAGAUGGGUGUUCCGCGUCAGAGAGAAUAGCAAUUCAGUCAGGUCGCCACAAUACCCAGGCCUGAAGUUGACCAAGGCCAUGUGCGAAGGAGGUUGCAAUCAUGCAGAAACGAUGGCAAAUUUUCCCUACCGGAACGCCUUAGGAUGCCUCAUUUACCUUAUGGUUGGCACCCGUCCUGACCUUGCUGCUGCAGUGGGAGUGCUUAGUCAGUUUGUAGCCGAUCCGUGUCCAACACACUGGCAAGCACUCAAGAGGGGUUUUCGGUAUGUAAAUGGUACCAGGACACACGGAAUUGAGUUUCAAGCAAGUGAAGACGACAUCCUUCAAGUCUACUCGGAUGCAGACUGGGCCGGCGACAUAGAGUCAAGGCGCAGUACAAGUGAAUACACCUUCAUCAUGAACAACAGUUGCAUCAGCUGGAGGAGCAAGAAGCAUCGAACGGUGGCACUAUCAUCACGGAAGAAGAGUCCAUGGCGCUAUCGGAGGCUACACAAUAAUCAGUUUGGUUGA